AUGAACUUCGCACCGUACCAAGAUGAAUCUCCAGACGUCGAGCGCGCGCUCUCUCCCUCCAUCAUAGACGCCAACCGCACCAAGUCCGCCCGAUCUUCACCCCCAGUACAAAAUGUUCCGUCAAACCUUCCCUCUCCGAGCGCCUUUGCCGGCCAAGGAAGAAGCAGUUUGGAGCACAAUGUGAGCACGGGUUUCGGAAGUGAGCGGUACGUUGAAGGCCGCAGGUCGGAUGUGAGCGCGUUUGAAACAAGCCUCCCACUCCCGCUGGGCGUCGAGGCAAUGCUGGCAUAUCUAUUACUUCCUCCUGCGGGCGGAGUUUUUUUGCUGCUGGUGGAGCAUAAGAGCGAUUAUGUACGGUUUCAUGCCUGGCAGUCGGGCAUGCUGUUUACCACGAUAUUCAUAAUCCACAUGUUAUUCGCCUGGACGAGCAUAAUCUCAUGGCUCCUCUUCAUCGCUGACAUAUGCUUAAUCGCGUUCCUAGCCGCCCACGCAUACCGUGACGAUGCAGUUGACACUCUCGACCACUACGAAGUCCCUUUCUUCGGCCGCCUAGCCAAUUCUUUCGUUGACGCUGAAUGA
Molecule: messenger RNA, 579 nt
Organism: Coccidioides posadasii C735 delta SOWgp
Lineage: Eukaryota; Fungi; Ascomycota; Eurotiomycetes; Onygenales; Onygenaceae
Source: RefSeq, a predicted model, not a curated record